This is a messenger RNA of Sporothrix brasiliensis 5110, 2232 nucleotides long. Its product is annotated as molybdenum cofactor biosynthetic protein. The record is from RefSeq and is a predicted model, not a curated record. Gene Ontology annotation, biological process: tRNA wobble position uridine thiolation; protein urmylation. Lineage: Eukaryota; Fungi; Ascomycota; Sordariomycetes; Ophiostomatales; Ophiostomataceae. Gene Ontology annotation, cellular component: cytosol; cytoplasm. The transcript has 3 exons. Gene Ontology annotation, molecular function: URM1 activating enzyme activity; adenylyltransferase activity; thiosulfate-cyanide sulfurtransferase activity. Bases 1 to 2232 code for a protein of 743 amino acids.
AUGUCAGCCGACUUACGACGUCGCAUUGCAUCGGCCGAAGCCGAGUUGCAGUCGCUCCGCGAACAACUCGUGCAGGUCGAACAGGAGGAGCGUCUCCAACAGCACCAGCAUGCGCCACCAAGCUGGCCCUGGCCACUCCAGUCCGACGAAUACGAGCGCUAUGCGCGCCAAUUGAUCUUGCCCGGCGUCGGCGUCGACGGCCAGCUGCGGCUCAAGAAGGCGUCUGUGCUGAUUGUCGGCGCGGGCGGCCUGGGCUGUCCUGCGGCUCUGUACCUGGCCGGCGCCGGUGUGGGCCAUUUGGUGCUGGUGGACGGCGACACGGUCGAGGCGUCGAACCUGCACCGGCAGAUUGGGCACACGUCGGCGACCGUCGGGGCGUACAAGGUGGACAGUCUGGCGGCGGCGAUGCGCGCGCGGAACGGAAGCGUGCGGUAUACGGUGCACCGCGAGCACUUGACGGUGGACAACGUGGGUAGGCUUGUAGGCGGCGGGGAAGCCGAGGAAAGUGAGCGCAGCGAGGACACAAAAAUCGACCUGGUGCUGGACUGCACCGACCAUCCGGCCAUUCGGUAUCUCAUCUCGGACGCCUGCGUGCGUGCUGGCAUUCCGCUCGUGUCGGCAGCGGCUCUCCGCACAGACGGACAGCUGGCGGUCCUCAACCACCCCGUGGGCGCGGGGCCCUGCUACCGGUGUGUGUUUCCACGGCCGCCGCCGGCGGCCAGCCAGACGUCGUGUGCCGAGGGCGGCGUGCUGGGCCCUGUGGUGGGCGUGAUGGGCGUGCUGCAAGCGCUGGAGGCGAUCCGCGUGCUCGUGUCUGGGUCGGCACCCGUCACGGUCACGACGGCCAAGACGGUGCCGCCGGCUCCGACGCUCACGCUCUUCUCGGCGGGCGGUGCCGGCGGUGGACUGGUGCCGCCGUCGUUUCGGACGGUGCGGCUCAAGGGCCGGCGCGCAGACUGUUUUGCCUGCUCGGACGAAGCACCGUUGAAGACGAUGGCGUCGCUGGGCGAUGCGUGGCCCGACUACGUGCAGUUCUGCGGCGGCAGCACGGCUGUGACGCAGCACAUUCUGCAGCCCGAGGAGCGCGUCUCGGUGUCGGCCUUCCGGCAGGUGCACGCGGACGGCGCGACCACGGGCGACGGGCGCGACGAGACGGCGACGAAGCAGCGGCACUGGCUGCUGGACGUGCGCGAAAAGGAGUUUUACAACAUGGGCACCAUCCCCGGGGCAAUCAACGUCCCGUUCUCGCAGACGCAGACAGGGACGACAGGCGAGGGCCUGCCGUCGUGGCUCCCCGACGGCAUGGCCGAGGAUACAGCGCCCAUCUACCUGGUAUGCCGCGUGGGCAAUGACUCGCAGGUGGUGACGCGGCAGCUCAAGACGCUGGGCCUGGAUCGAGGCGGCGCACGGUUUGUUGGCGACGUGGCCGGCGGCAUACUUGCGUGGAAACGCCAAGUCGACUCGACGAUGCCGUUUCCAGCCCAGCGUCGCAAACCCAAACGUCAUCAGGCCCAGCGUCAGGAACGGGUCCAGCGGGAUCGUGCUCAGGAUGGGCUCGGCCACGCCGGAGCCCAGGAACAGGCCGCCCGCCAGGCCGCCCGCCAGGCCGCCGGCCACGCUAAAGGCCAGCUGGAUGCGCCGGCGGGUCUUGCGCAGCGCAAAGAAGGUGUUCCAGUCGAGCGGCGGCAGGUCCUUUGGAGACGCAUGGGCAUCGGCGGCGGCCGCAGCGAUGCGAGCAGCAGCCUGAGCAUCGGCGGCCGCAUCCCGGUUGCGCGUGGCACCCGUCGCUGGUGGCGGGCGGAGGCGGAGGACGAGGAGGAGAAGGAGGACGACGACGAAGGAGUGUUGAGUGCCGGUCGCCGGACAGCGGCAGACGGAGGAGAGGCGAGCUUGCGCUUCAGCGGCAGGGCAACGCGAGCCGAGGACACGAUCGUGCGGCUCUGCAGCGCAAUGGUCGGCGGCCGCCGCACAAGGAACGCCGCCGAGGUCUUGGCCGACGUGUUGGCCGACGUGCUGGCCGAAGCUGUAGCGGCCACGGCAGGUCUGUGCAGGCUGCUGCCCGUCCGCGAGGCCGCAGCCAGGCCCGGGCGAAGCAGCGUCGGGGCUGUCGUGGUGAGCAUGGUGGAGAUGCGGUUGUCGUGCACAGGGAUUGUCGCUGUUGUUGGCGUUGUCGUCGAUGAUGUCGCUUGCCUCUGGGUGGCUCGAGUGGGUCAGAUACAGAAUAUGGAGUAA